Molecule: messenger RNA, 348 nt
Organism: Prunus armeniaca (apricot)
Lineage: Eukaryota; Viridiplantae; Streptophyta; Magnoliopsida; Rosales; Rosaceae
Source: the annotation of a GenBank genome assembly
AUGAGGAGAGUAUUGGAGAAGCUCGGUCAUUCUCAAGGCAAAUGUACUACUGUGUUAUGUGACAACAGUUCUACCAUUAAUCUAUCUAAAAACCCAGUCAUGCAUGGACGCAGCAAACACAUUGAUGUAAGGUUUCAUUUCUUGCGUGAUUUGACCAGAGAGGGAGUUGUUGAGAUGAAGCAUUGUGUCACACAAGAACAAGUUGCAGACAUUAUGACAAAACCACUUCAGCUGGAUAUGUUCUUGAAGCUGCGCGAGUUAAUGGUUGUGUGUGUGGUACCACGACUAAUUGAAAGCAUUACUGCACUCAGUUUAGGGGAGGAAUUGUUGGGGUUGUUAGAGUUUUAG